AUGCAGCACAUUUGUGUAACAGGGUGAGCAGCGUCACUAGUCUCUCAGGGGACAGAAGACUGCAAAAACCAUGCUGUAGUGAGAUUGUUGCAAUCAUGAAUUCCACUGACAUUCAGAAGGGGAAAGUAGCCAUUGUUGGAGGUGGUCUGGUGGGUGCUUUAAAUGUCUGUUUCUUUGCAAGAAGAGGGUUCCAAGUUGAUAUGUAUGAAGCCAGAGAAGAUUGCCGCGUCGCCAGAGCUGCUCGCGGCAGGAGCAUCAACUUGGCACUGUCUCACAGAGGACGCCAGGCCCUCAAGGCCAUUGGGAUGGAAGAGCAGAUUGUGGCCAAAGGCAUCCCCAUGCGGGCCAGGAGGAUACACACGCCCUCAGGAAACACAUAUUCCAUCCCCUAUGGAACAAAGAGCCAGUACAUUCUCUCUGUGGACAGAGCAAAUUUAAACCAAGAGCUGCUAACGGCUGCUGAGAAGUACCCCAAUGCUACGUUGUACUUUGGACACAAGCUGCUCCGCUGCCACGUUGAAUCAGGGCUAUUAACCUUACAAGGACCUGACCAAAGACCCAUGGAAGUCACUUGUGACCUCAUAGUGGGAUGCGAUGGAGCCUUUUCUACAGUCAGAAAGCAGUUCAUGCGGCAAACAUGCUUUAACUACAGCCAUGUGUACAUUCCUCAUGGGUACAUGGAGUUGACCAUCCCACCCAAGGAUGGGGAUUUUGCCAUGGAAGAGAAUUACCUUCACAUCUGGCCCAGGAACACCUUCAUGAUGAUAGCGCUGCCUAACCUGGAUAAGUCGUUCACGUGCACGCUCUUCAUGCCCUUCGAGGAGUUUGAACGGCUCACGACAGGCGAUCAAGUGCUGGAUUUCUUCCAAACCUACUUCCCAGAUUCAAUUCCCCUCAUAGGAGCGCGAGAGCUGCAGCGUGAUUACUUUUUGCUGCCACCCCAGGCCAUGAUCUCUGUGAAGUGCUCUUCAUACCACAUCGCCUCCCGGUGUGUGCUGAUGGGAGACGCCGCCCACGCUGUGGUACCAUUCUAUGGGCAAGGCAUGAAUGCUGGAUUUGAAGACUGCCUGGUCUUCGAUGAGUUAAUGGACCAGUUCCACAAUGAUCUCAGUGCCUGCCUGCCCGAGUUCUCCCGGCUGCGGGUGCCCGACGACCAUGCCAUUUCCGAUCUAGCCAUGUACAACUACAUCGAGAUGCGCGCACAUGUUAAUUCCAAGUGGUUCAUUUUCCGCAAGUACGUGGACAACUUUCUUCACUGGCUCAUGCCGUCCACCAUUAUCCCAUUAUACACCAUGGUCACGUUCACCAGAAUACGCUACCACGAGGCGUGGCAGCGCUGGAAAUGGCAGAACAAGGUGAUUAACAAAGGACUCUUCAUAAUUGGGGCAGCAGCAGCACUGGGUGGCAGCUACCCACUCAUAAAGUGGCUCUCCCAUAAGUCUGACACCUGCGCAGAAAAGCUGUGGAGCUGGAUACUUCAUCUCAAGAAAAUUGGAAGUGUCCCGCCGGGAACACAACUGGCAUAAAUGCCAGGGGAGCCGCUGAGGGGACACACGGCAAAGGCCUAGGCUGUAAACUCGGAGAGGUGACUAGUGGGAGGGACACAAAGGGGGCACCAGCUAAAGGGGACGCUCUCUCCCGGGCAGCCUCCGGCCACGCUGCCUGCCUGAGACGCUCCCCAUGGUGCGGGACACAGCGGCUGCUCUCUCCCGAGCAGCUUCCAGCCACGCUGCCUGCCUGGGACGCUGCCCGGCGUGGUGUGGCACACGGGGGCUGCUCUCUAUGGGCUGUCUCUGGCAGGCAGCAUGGCCGGAGGCUGCCUGGGAGAGUGCAGCUUCUGUGUGCCGCACCAGGUAAUGUGGCUGGAAAAGAAGGCCGGAAAAGAUGAGGCUCUGGCCCCGCCUCUUCCCUUCCGGCUCUGGCCCUGCCCCUUCAUCUCUCCAGCUGCCAGCCUUGCCCCCUUCCCCAGCGUUUUGGGGAGGGUCAUGUGACCCUUUGCCUCUUCCCGCCCCCUCCGGUCGCCAUUGAGAUCCUUCCAAGGUGCCACACAUCCUAGCAUCAGGAAGUCCCCGUCAGGCAGGAUGUUCCAGAAUGAACCUCCACCCCUCGUCAGACUUGGACUUCAGUGCAGAGUCAUGCUCACCGCAAGCCACGUGUCUCCACAGGGAGGCUGCUGGCCACUCGGAUGGGACCAAACUCCCAUUAGGACUUUCUGCCGAGAAAGCUCCUCCGUGGUUUUCAAACUGGCUCUUACCGGUUCUCCUGGUAAUAUUGAAAGGCAGUUUGCAGGCAGGCAGCUCCCCGAUCGUAGAUCACUGUCGCUGAAACAGUUCAGUUCUGUUUCCCUCUGGAAAGUUUUACUGCUAUUGAGUUUGUUUAGGUCCAGGAUUUCCUGGCACCCCCAUCCCUCUGUUUGGCAGGGUGAGUACUAGGAUACAACCGCCUGGGUUAGCCUUGGUUCAGCAAGAACCUUGGGCAUGCGGCUAACUCUAGGCAACGUGGAGAGUCCCAUUGAGUUCAGUGGGAUUACUCAUGUGCCUAAAGUCAGACACUGGCUGAAAUGAGGCCUAAGCGCUCAUGUAACACAUGGGAUUUUUAAUCAGUAAACUCCCGUUAUUUUG
This is a messenger RNA of Terrapene triunguis (Three-toed box turtle), 2621 nucleotides long. RefSeq names its product kynurenine 3-monooxygenase (gene KMO). The record is from RefSeq and is a predicted model, not a curated record. Bases 96 to 1526 code for a protein of 476 amino acids. Gene Ontology annotation, biological process: NAD+ metabolic process; L-tryptophan catabolic process; quinolinate biosynthetic process. The transcript has 15 exons. NCBI's taxonomy places the organism in Eukaryota, Metazoa, Chordata, Testudines, Emydidae. Gene Ontology annotation, cellular component: mitochondrial outer membrane. Gene Ontology annotation, molecular function: NAD(P)H oxidase H2O2-forming activity; FAD binding; kynurenine 3-monooxygenase activity.